AUGGUAACGCAAAUUGAAGAUGAAGAAGAAGAAGAAGGAGAAGAAGAAGAAGAAGAGGAUAAUAAUGGCGAUGAUGUUACAGAAAGGGAAAAGAACAGUUCCACCGUUUAUGUAAAAGGGAAAAUUCUAUCAAAUGGCCGUUAUUUAAAUGGUAUUGGUUUAUUGAAAACCUGUACUGAUCGCUUGGGAGGAGAUGGAGAAGAAGGGGAAGAAGUUGCGUUGUUGCUGAAAGGGUUGGGAGAGGAGAAGGAGAUUAGUUUGGAAGAAGGAGAACGGAAACAGCAGGAAGGUAUGGGGAGAAGGAGGCGGGAAGAAAAAGCUGAAAAUUGA
Enterobius vermicularis (human pinworm) is the source of this 330-nucleotide messenger RNA. NCBI's taxonomy places the organism in Eukaryota, Metazoa, Nematoda, Chromadorea, Rhabditida, Oxyuridae. The record is from the annotation of a GenBank genome assembly.